ACUCCGCGGAUCGACUUCUCUGUGAGCAGCUUGUCAUCCCUGAAGUCCAUCUGCUUUCCUGCUCCUGUUAGCUCGAGGAUCACACAGCGACGAAUUUCAUUCAUCUUCUACUGUCAUGGCGGAGCCAAUAAUUCGGCAGAUCAAAAUUAAAACGGGCAUCGUGAAGAGGCUGGCCAAAGAGGAGCUUUCAUACAUAAACGAAGCAAAGGAGCAAGAGGAGAAAGUGGAGCGCCUGAAAGCAGAGGGAGGGGAUGAAUUCCUCAUCAAGAAACAGAUGGAGGUGCUGCAGGAGUCCAGAAUGAUGGUGCCAGACUGCCGCCGCCGCCUCACUGUAGCCCACGCAGACCUGCUUCAGUUGCUAGAAACAGAAGCGGAUCUGGCCGAAUCAGAGGAGUACAAAGAAGCUAGGAAAGUACUGGACUCAGUGAAGCUUGAAGGAUAAUUUCUGCCGGCUUUCUGUUCUCGCCGCUGGAUUCUCGCCGGCUUAAAUGUCCAUUCCCUUUUCUCCAGGCCUUGUUCAGAACCACAGAGACCAACAGAAUCCCCUCAAAGUUUCUUGCUCUUGAUGUAAUUGUUUCUGCUGUUUACUCCUAAUGCCUCCCACCUCCAUUUGUUCAACUCCUCCUGUGUGUAAAUCCCAUAAGAACACAGUGAAAUAUUGUUUAUGAACACCACGGAGCGAAGGGGGCUUCUCAGCGUUUUUGAUUAUUAAACGCUCACUUUCGGUCCAUUACGUUUCGAAAGGCUUUUUUUUUUUUGCAUUUUCUUGAGACUUUUCAUGAAUUUGAAUGUUUUGCCUUCUCUGGGACAAGUUUCUGUCGUCUCAGAUUAUGUUAUUUUCUCUUGUUUAGCCUUUUUGUUUUUGAAUAAAUAAAAAGUACGGUGAAGAAUGAUCUCUAACAAAUCAAAGCCCAAAUAUGCACUGUGAAGUUUCUCCUAGAGGUAUUUUGUCAGGUAUUUUUUUUCCCAACUUUAAUGUAGGUUUUCAUUUCUUUUUCAUUAUUAUUAUUUUAAUCCACUUAGCUAAGCAUUUGGAAGAAUUUAAUUGCAUGUAUGUUCCUGCUAACCACACUGAACUGGAUUGUGUCUUGAUGCCUACAAUAAAGACAAGAGCACUUUGGGAAA
Molecule: messenger RNA, 1125 nt
Organism: Xiphophorus couchianus (Monterrey platyfish)
Lineage: Eukaryota; Metazoa; Chordata; Actinopteri; Cyprinodontiformes; Poeciliidae
Gene: tbca
Product: tubulin cofactor a
Exons: 4
Coding region: 116-442 (108 amino acids)
Biological process (GO): post-chaperonin tubulin folding pathway; tubulin complex assembly
Cellular component (GO): cytosol; microtubule cytoskeleton
Molecular function (GO): beta-tubulin binding
Source: RefSeq, a predicted model, not a curated record